GAGAAUUCAAGAUUCGGUUGCACAUGUUAAGAAAAGGUAGCUGAAAGGAUUCAAAACGUCCGACAAAACCGGAAGACUACUAUGUGCCAAUAUGAUUGUCUUGUUUAAAUUGAAAUUCUCAAGUGCGAAUUAACACAAGGUGUUUAUGGUUUCUAAAAUUGCUUAUUUUAGGUUUCUUCUUGAAUACAUAAGUAAUGAUUUCAAAGUCGUUCUUGAAGCACUGCAUACAUUUAACAUGAAUGACGGUCUCGUAAGUCGAUAAACGAUCUUAGCUAAAUCAAAAGAUCAGUCAUUUCUUGAUCUUGGCGUAACUUCCCAACUGGGUUAAGGCCUGCUUUUCAGUUUGGUUUUCUAUGAGUACUUCCACAGUUAUUAACAGAGAGAUUCCUCUGCCUGUGAUAAUUUAGCAUGUGUAUUUCAUGCCGCAGGUACGAAGAUACCCAAUGAAGUCAAGGAAAUUACCAUUACGAAAAGUUCCUGAACCGACUGGGAACGUGUCACCCUCUGCAAGGUCAUGCUGAAUAUCUUCAAGCUUACUGCAUCGAAUACAUGGGCCCUUUUAAUAGUUAGUGAACCGAAUUUCAGUAAAAUCGAUCACCGAAACUACCGCAAUUUCGCUUCUCCAUUUUCAAAAAAAAGUAUCUUAGCUAGAAGUAGGUGUGUCUAAUAUUUUUCAUGAACCCUUUCCAUUUUAGCCACACUCUCCUCGUAAAGAUUUCAAGGUUAAACUACGUGCACCCAAACAGCAAACGAUUUGUGGUUACCUAAUCUUCUCUGACUGAUGCCUGUUCAAAGGGAUUAUUCGUCAACUUAUUAGCACAGAUAAAUAGACGCAAAAGUUAGAAGCUACAUACAACGAUGCAAUACAUCGGUAUGAAACAAUGAUCGCCCGUUUGACUAACCAUAAAUUAGGUGGAGAUUUCAACGAAGUGUUCGUAAGUGAACUAUAAACAUAAUCUUACAAUUACGUCUGUUUGUCUGUAUUAUAAGUAUUCUUCUGAGCAACGAAGAUGACACCGCCGCGCGUCUCUAAAUUUGGCAAACCCAAUUCACCACUCCUCGCAAAAUGCGCACAGCCCUGAAUCUAGCCAGUGAUAAACGACAGCAACAGUCGUCAAAACAUGGCGGCGUGGGUCAUCAACACCAUUUUGGCAAGUCUUCUAAUCUAUCGCCGCGAUCCCUUUGUACCUACGGCUACGAACGUCGUACGUCGCACCUUCGACCGCCCUCACUUUCACCGUAACGAAAGCGAAAUCCCUCUCUCUGUCUGUACACAAUCGUCUGCAGCCGCACUGCGGCGGCAGCCCUUGCUCGAAGAUCGAGCGAGAGGGAACAUGGGAUGCGCAGCAUCCCCAAAUUAUCACACGUUUUGCAUGGCACACGUUUCUUCGAUAGUUGACGAUCGGAUAUUGAUCCGACCGUACGUGUGCUUCGUUACGCGGGUGCGCACAACUUCCGCGCGGAAUUAUUACAACGGGCACAAACGCGACAAUUAUUUUUGACGCGAUAUCGAUCGAGAAUUCUGAUGAUUGCGCGCGAAGACAGUAACAAUCGUUGUCGUCGUCUGCAUAGGGUGAUUACCGUAAACCGCAAUAAUUGUAAUAUCGCGCGUCCGGGUCAGUUGGGUUCCGUGUGGUUCGAUUCGAGUUCGGUGGAAGUGGUGGUGGAAUACACUUGGAAGCCACUCGCAGGGGCAUUACCCGGGGUGCAAGUGCGUGUCCACUAAGUGGCACAGAGUGCUGCGGUCGGGUUCAGCAGAAUUGCCGGAGCUGAAUCAUUGAUAGCUGUGAGAACGGGAACAACUUUUCGCCGGCGGAAGUAGGAUCAAAAGGAGGUUAGCAAAAGAGCAGCGUAAGCUGUCACCGACAUGGGCAGUGAGCAUUACUGCUUGAGGUGGCACAAUCAUCAAUCCAACCUGUUAGGGGUGUUUAGCCAAUUGCUGCAGGACGAGAGUCUGGUGGACGUAACACUAGCUUGCUCAGAGGGCGCCUCCAUCCGAGCCCACAAGGUUGUUCUGUCGGCCUGUUCCUCGUACUUCCAGACGCUGUUUCUCGACCACCCGACCCAGCACCCGAUCGUAAUCCUGAAGGACGUCCCGUUCGCCGAGCUCCGCACGCUGGUCGACUUCAUGUACAAGGGCGAGGUGAAUGUCGAGUACUGCCAGCUGCCGGCGCUGCUCCAGACGGCCGAGUCGCUAAAGGUCAAAGGUCUGGCAGAGAUGACCAACCAGAACAGCACUCUGGCCGAACCAAAACGCGAACCGGAACGUCUACAACGGCCACAGAGUCACAGUAGCAGUGCAGCAGCUGCCGCCGCAACCGCGACCGCCACCAGUCUAACGUCAACUUCCUCUCCGGCAUCGUCGGACCGACAGCAGACGGCGGCAAGCAACACCUCCGGAGGUACCAACAGUGCAACAGCCGUGUCCCCGCACAACCAUCACCACCAGCACCAUCACCCCGCCCUUGGAUCACCAACGAGCAAUGCGGCCACGGCAGCAGCGGUGGCCGCUGCGGCAGCCUCCCUCGGCAUCACCGACCUCUCGACGAUAGGCAAAUCUCGCGGACUGGAUCCGGACGGGAGAAGUCCUUCGCCGUCGCGGCUGGACCGAUCGGCAUCACCACCUGGAACUCCCUUGGCCCUGUUUCCACCCCUUAGGAAAAAUCGUGACCACACUCAUAGCGGUUCGGUAACCUCGUCGGCAACUACUACCAUCACAGCGGCAGCUACGGAGCGUUCUUCGGAAGAACGGGAACUGUCAGAGCAUCACCAGCACCAGAAACGGCCCCGUUCGAACAGUGGCAACGCCUUCAGCACUAGCCUCAACAGCACUUCCGAAGGUCUCAGCAACAACAAUGCAAAUAGCGGCCCCAACACCGGAAGUGGGAACGAUGACGACGAUGAGGAAGAUAACGAGGAAAAUGGAAGUGUGCUAGCGAACGAAUCAAGGCAAGCCAACAGCGAACAGGAUCAUCCGAUACACAGUCACCGGCGGUCCAGCGCAGACGACGAUGGACGCCGCAGUAGUUCCAACAUCCACCACAACAAUAACAACAAUUCGGAUGACGAGUACGAGCCGCCGAUCAAGAUCAAGAGUGAAUACGAUUUUUUGCCUUACUCAGGGUUGAACAUGACGAUGAACUCGCCUGCGUGCCUAGCAAACUCCACUACCAGCAGCGCUGGUGGCGGUGGCGGAGGCAGCGGAGGAGGGUUGGUGAACUCCUCGGCAGCAGGCAGUCUACUGGGUGCCACCGAUUUGAGGCCUUCGUCGCGAGACAGCGGCCGAGGCGGUGGCACUCCGGUGGCGUGCAGCUCGACAACUACGGCGACCAAUAGCGGCAGCGGUGGUGGCAAUGGGAAUGCACUCGGAGGACUAGAUCGAAGCUCACCCCGUUCGCAACGGGAUCGAAGCGAGAGGAGUGCAUUCGGCAGCGGCGGCAUACCGAGUCCGCUGUCGGAACCCAUUGCCGGACCCUCGGGGAUGGCACCGAUGCAGCAGGUUCCACUGUCGCUGAAAAAGGAAGCCGACUGGGACCGAGGGGACGGAUCUGGUGACAGCUCGUUGGACUUUCGACACCCGCACGAUUCGACUCUGAACCACUUCUUCGGCGGCGCAUCGGCGGCAUCCACCGGAAGCUACUCCCGGGCCACCGGAAUCAAAUCGGCCCCAUCGGCAACGGCAGCGGCGGCUGCAGCCGCAGCUACGGCCACAACAGCCGGCAUCAUCGGGUUUCCCGGCGCAGCCGUGGGGGCCAUCCCGUUUGUGUUUCCCUUCGCUCCGUUGGGCUUGGGCCUGUUCGACACCGAUCCGAAGCGGAUUCUGAACCUGCUGCACCACCAGUCGGCCCUGGCCGAAGAGGCGUUGAGAUACCGCAACCUUCUGCUCGGGAACGGACCCUCAACCCCUGCCACACCAGACCGGGAGCCCAUGAACCUCGGGGCGGCACUAGCAUCCACCAUGUCGCCCCGAACCCCCAGCAAGCUGGACGACGAGCACCCAUCCACUUCGCGUCGAUCGGAAAGCUCCUCCAGCAAUGCCAGCACCACCACUACCAUAACAUCACCACCACCGCCGCUGAAAGGCGACAUAGGUAUACGGGUCCGCGAAGGUCUCACCAAGGAGGGCUUCCACAACGGGCUGGAACUUCUGCUACGAAAGCCACCAACCAUCUCGCUGGACAACGAGCCACCUUGCAGCAGCCCAGCCGAUCUGUCACUGUAUUCUUCGCUGAUGAAGGCUUCGGCAUCGCCCGUCGGUGAACCGAUCGGCAGCCAGACGGGGGGUGGCGACACCAAGUGUCACAUCUGUAUGGCUAACUUCCCGUCCGUAUGGCUGCUGGAGCAGCACUCGGCUCUGCAGCAUCCGCAUCUGACGAUCCACGACGAUAAGCCGUACUUGUGUGGACUGUGCGGACAGAAGAGCAGAUACACGUGCUGUCGCUACAGGACGGUGCUGGCGAAGCAUCGAGAACAGGGCAGUCGUAGUCGCGUGCCAGGCGAUAAGCUGUUCACGUGUGAUGUCUGCGGAAUGCAGUUCCGGUAUUUGAAGUCUUUUAAGAAGCAUCGAUUGAACCAUGCUCUGGAAAGACUGCACGGCAAGAAGGAUAAGGGAGGCGAAAGCGAGCAGGUGUCUAGCACUAACGAAAGUGACAGCGUAGAUUUGCGAGGUCUGAUCCGCGAUGACGAGAACAUGAGCGAUACCGAAGACCAGGAUGAUACGGUUGAUUCAAUGAACGUUUCAGCGGGUGCGGAAUCAUUAAGGGAGUUUAGCAUGGAGGAAAGUCAUGGAAAGAUUACUAGCUCGAUGAUCGAGCGUGCCGGAUCAGAGUUUGAGUAUAAGAAGUACCAAUCCGCCCAUCGAAUGGAAGCCGAGUCCAGCAGCAGUAGCAGCAGUGGCAUUCCGUCUACAUCGUCUUCGAUGAGUCAGACGUUGAACAGUUUGAUCAACGCUGAGUCCAUUCCACAUCACCAUUUGCUGGGGUUGAACCCACAGGAGGCGUCCAUCUUGAACUUCCUGCGUGUUGACGCGGCCGAAAAGAAUCGAGAUCGGCGCUUCGCUUGCCCAUUCUGCGGAAAGUGCGUACGCUCGAAGGAGAAUCUCAAGCUGCACGUCCGAAAGCACACCGGCGAGCGACCGUUCGUCUGUCUAUUCUGCGGCCGAGCAUUCGGAGGAAAGUCGGAUCUAACCAGACAUCUACGUAUUCACACUGGCGAGCGGCCGUAUCAUUGCGAAGCGUGCGGCAAGUGCUUCGCCAGAGCCGACUAUCUUUCGAAACAUCUGACCACUCACGUGCACAAUACCUCGCCACGCUGAGAGGAGGGCCGGCGGAGGAGACGGAUGGUCCUCUGUCGGAAGUGAGGCACUUGACGGAUGCCUGGGGAAUGGGGAUAGGAAUGGGCUGGGAGGGGAUUUCGCACUCAUACACACAAGAAACUACAAAAGUGACAGCAAACAAAGCAAUAAUUCACCGAAAUGACUGCACACAAACUAUGAAACAAAUGUAGAUUUUUAUCGAUGUCUUAUUUCACGCCCACAACAAAUGAAAAAUUAAAAAAAAGAAAAUGGAAUUAUAACCUAACUUUAGUGAACGCAAAGCAAAACCAAACACUGAAUCAAGAAACUCAACGAAGCAAGCCAUGCCGCAUGGCGCAAAUGCUGUGCGCAGAGAAAUAAAUGAAAACAACUUUACCUCAGUAAAACUAAAGAGAUAUGUAACGAAAACCACAGCGAUAGCAGUACUAAACUCACCCCACAGACACACUCACAACACAAGGCAUCUUCUACUGAUCUAUUGAGGCAGAACAAUAGAGAACGAAUAAUAGGAUGAAAAACAAAUUUUUGGUUUCAAUGUGAGCGUAAUUGUUGCUACUUACCGUAUUAAGAUUAACACCGUGACACACAUUCAGAUUCACACUGAAAACCACGCCAAGAGCAACGCAGACGAGAGAAGUGAAUACUCUCUCUCUCUUACACACACACACACACACACACACACACACACACACACACACACACACACACACACACACACACACACACACACACACACACACACAAACACUCGACUGCGAAGAGCGUCGCGUGAAUUAUUUUCAUUCUUCAAGAAGAAAAACAAGAAAAAUCCGCAAUUACAAAGUCUGUGAUUUUAUGUCAUUAACUAUUGCGAAUAUUUAAAACAAACACACUCACACAUAACCACAAAUAAUACACUCACAUCGUUUUAAGUGUAGAUCAGUGACAACUGCAACUCAUACACACACACAUACACACAUGUAUCUACCAACACAACACUGCAAGGUUCAGUUUUAAGGGAUUGAUUUUUUGUUCUUUUAUGAAACGCGUGUUCCGUCUGCAAGGCCGUAACCGAAAAGAUAUUAUCGAUUGUUUUUAGCGUUUUUAGUGGUAGGAGUUUAUUGUUAUGUUGUUUGAAUGCGAUUAACUGUGCAGUGCACGAACACACACACGGACAGAAUAAGUUUUUAAAAGAGAAAUUUAUUUCGAGCUAACACGGCGUAGAGCCAGAAGCCGAGAGAGUACGUGAUCAAAUGCGAGUUUGAGUGAAAUCUGGUCGUGUUUUUGGUGUCACACGAACGCACCUGCAGUGGUUGAAUUCUUCACAUCGAUUUCCGGCAUUUUGUCGGCUUUUGGAUCUGAUGCCCCUUAGCUCAAUUUUAACCAUCUAUAUUCAGCAGAAGCUUCGGAAUGGAUACGUCGGUUGGGCGUUCCAAUGAGAAAAGAUUGUCUAAAAACACUGAAAUCUAUAGUAUAUACACACACACGAAAAUAUUUAAGCAAAGGUAUAGUAGCAAAAAAACUGAAUGUGAUUGUUUUCUAUAUAUUCAACAGAUUUAAACUAUUUAUACUUAUACAACAAAGACAGAUGCAAUAGCGUUUUACAAUAGACUUUUACAGCCGUAAUUGAAUCAGGUUUUUAGUUAAUUUUUUACUCUAUAUUUAUAAUGAAACCAAGUUUUAAACAACAAUCAAAUAGUGGAGCGGCGUCUACCCGAGAGAUGCCGCCGCCAGAACGGCGUAAAAUGGUUUUCAAUUCUCCGAGCCCAACGUGGGUUUGCCGCCGAACAACUAAACAAAGAAAACAAUGUGAAAAUCUAAACAAACAGCCCACACAACAACCACAUACAACGAAAGCGGAAGAAAUAGUUUAUUGUUUGGUCUAAGGCAUAUUACUUUUUAAAGAACUCACAUCGUAUAUGUAGAACUCGUGCAACAGCAGCAAGCAAAACCACACUCAAACAACCGAAACAAUUUUAUAGACGUUUUCCUUCCUAGCGCAAACAAAGUAAAACAUUUUAAAUAAUAAUAAAAAACAAUUUCACUGUGCCAAAUUAAAUGUACCUCAGUAAUAAACAAGAGAUAAAUAGCGUGUAGAGAAACAUACACACACUAUGACACUCAAACAAACACACUCACUGUCACACACACAACUUACACAACUAUGAACAGUUCAUCGGUUUGUUACUUAAAAAUAAAGCAAAAAAAGUAUAAAUGUCUACCAAGAGCAAAAGCAAACUUAUUCGAGCGAUGUGUAAACAACUUCUAACUUGACCCCUAAAUUUCACUUAAUUUGUGGUAAAACGUAAUCGAAAGCCUACAACAACAAAAACCAAACAAAAAAUUCUCGGUGUGAUGCAAAACAAAACAAAAAAAAACUAAGCAUUUUAUCAACUCUAGAUUCGAAUCACUCGUGCAUUGAAGUUUGAAGUAUGAAAAAAAACACAGAAAAUGCUAACAAAAAAAAAUAUUUGGUGUCGUUCUCGGAAAAUAACUAAAACAAACAAAAAAAUCCAACACACACACACAAUCACACAUUACCUAAACACUCACAGACACGAACGGCGGGGAAGAAGCAAGAAACCGUGCGCGACCAAUCUCCACACCCUGUGGAAAAUCUAGCUUGUGUAUGUGCGUGUGUAAUUAAACAAGAAAAACAAAACGAAAGAAAAAAAAUCUGUACAAUUAAAGUGUCGUUUCAGUAGUUUUAAGCUAAACAACCAACCGAAAGGGAAAUUGCGUUCUCGUUCCGAGCGAUUUUCUUUGAUUCCGAAGAGUAUUGUGUUCAUUUUAUAUUAGUAGUUUAUCUACACUUACCACACUCUAGCAUAGUCUAUCAGUAUUGUUUUUUUGUUCUCUUUUUCUUGGCUGGGUUAGUUUUAGUUACGCCACCACAAUAGGUUUCCUCUCUCAAACACGCACAAUAGUCCUACGCGCGUACAUACGUAGUGCAUAUUCGAUAGUGGAAUGGUUUUUAUUGUUUUGACCAAUUGGACAGGGUAGUGACUUUUUUACAGUACGUUCAAACGCGGAAAAGUUGUAGAUGUGGGGUACUUUUAUAGUAUGAUUGAAUAAUUAUGUUAGUAGCUCGGAGUCUCUCUCUCUAGAUUUGUCCGAGAGUUUCUUCCAAGUUUUAUGAAACCUCCUUCAGGAUUUUCUCCCAAAGAAUUUCCCGGAUUUUUCCUGGAGUUUCUCGCCAGAUUUCUUCCGCAAUACCUCCAGAAAUUUUCCUCAAAGGUUUCCACAGUUCGUGUCGGAAUUCCACCUAAGAUUACUGCCUGAAGUUUUUUUUCUGAGAUGUAACAUUUUUUUCGGAAUUUCUUCCGAAGUUCCUCCGAAGGAAUUUCGUAGGCUGUUCCAGGAUGAACAGUAAAACCUCUUUUUAUGCAGAUUUAAAUAUAGAACAUAGUUUAUCUAUCCAUUGUUUAUGUAUAACUGCAUUAUUAUUGCUUUCAGAUCAAUUCAGGUAAAUGAAAAUUUCAAUAUCCUACUAUAUUUGUACAUAUGCCAAAAUUCUGCUUUUUCGCCAAGGAAAGCGUCCCAUAAUUUCCUAUCCAAAAUCCAACUCCAGAUAUCUAUGAAGUGGGCCAAGUUCUUGGACACAUUCUGAGUAGAUAUCUAAUCAACAUUUCCUCCCCAUCCCCGCUGAUCGUAAGGACCUGGCCAGGUGUCGAACAAAGAGAUCGUUCAAUGAAAGGUUUGUCAAGUCCCAGGCAACUUUUCUGGCGCAUUGAACGUCUCUAUCGACGGCCACCCCAGGAUGUGUACGGUCGGCUAUGCUAUGCUAUGCUAUGCUAUGCUAUUUAAAUAUAGAACAUAGUUUAUAGAAGAGAACAAAAUGAGGUCUAAGAAUAAUCUAACGAGUGAGGGGAAAAUGGGCGAUCCAGGGGGAUCUUAUGGAGAUUUUAUCUUAAGUAGAAACAAUAAAGCGUCGCAGAGAGGAUUUUACAUGGGCUUUGGAGGAAUUCAAAGAGUUUCAUGGUGUUUCGCGAAAGUUUCAGGGGGUAUCAGGAGCGUUUUGAGGGGUCUCAGAGGGAUUCAAGGGGGGUUGAAGCGGUUUCAGGAGGCUUCAGAAGCGUUUCAAGAAUUCUUAUGAGGCUCAGGCAAGGUCCAGGGAGUCUUAGGGGCAUUUUGGGAGAUCUCAGGAUGAUACAGGGAUGUUGCAGAGUAGUUCGUGAGCAUUUUAUGGAGUCCAAGAGAGUCUCUGGGCGCCUUAGGGAACUCAUGUAAUCGCGUGAGUGUUGCAGGGAAUCUCAAAAGGAGUCAGCGGGAUUUUUUGGGAUCUCAAGUACAUCUUUGGGGGUCUCAAGAGGGUUACAGGGAGUAUAAAGAGGCCUCUAAACGAACACCCAGGGGGUCUCAUGAGCGUUUCAGGGGGUUUAGCGAGAUUUCAGGAAGUCUCAAGAAAGUUUUAGAAGGAUCACGGCAGUUUCAACCCAAGCAGCACACAGGUCACAAAGGAGUGUCGACAGCGCAGGUUUUUGGUUGUACACGAGUCAUUUACAUGUUAUUUUUCCUUUGCUUUGAAUAACUAGAAAAUGACUCGUGCCCAACCAAAAACCUGCACUGUCGCAACUCCUUUGUGACAUGUGUGCUGCUUGGGAAGGGAGUUUCAGUGGACCUUAGGAGGGCUCAGGGAGGUUUCAGGAGGUCUGAAUCCUCUAGAAACCCCUAAGGAACACCCUAAGCGCCAUCUCAAACCACCAGCAGCAAAACUUAUUUUCAAUUUUCUUCAUUGUACUCUAAAUUAUGAAUGCACAAACUUUAUGCCAUGUUUUGAUUUAUGGACAUAUGUAAAUGUUUGCACUUCCAAUCCAUGGCAUAAAAAGACGUUCCAGUAUUUCAAGGAAAACUCGCAUAAAAUUCAGACUAGAACUCUGGAAGUAUUUAUGAGAGAUACCUUCAAAGGAACAUCAAUUAGAAACCCGGGAUAAGUUUCAGAAGGUAUUCUGGGAAGAGCAAUUGAGUUAAUCCCUGAAAAAUCUGUGUGAGAAAUAUCAGGACGUUUACAGCAACUAUGAAGUGUCUGAAACAACUAUGAGAGAAAACUAGGAAAAAAAAACUCAGAAAGAAAUUGUAGAAAGAACUCCUUCUCCGAAAUAUUAUCAAUGACUCCUGAAGAAAUCCCGAAACGAUCUCUCUUCGAUAGCUUCUUGAAGAAAAUUGAAAAAGGAACUCCGGGAGAAAUCUUGUAAGGAAUCCUGAAAGCGAUACGCGGCAGCUUUUAAGGAAUUUAGAGAUAAACUCUUGCAGAAAACCCAUUCAAACUUCUGAAAAAUCCUAAAGGAACUUUAGUCCCUAGUCUCCUGUAAAAAAUCUGGGAUAAAUCGAUCGAAACCAUGAAAAAGCUGGGUGAAAUUCCAGUAAAACCUCUUGAGAAAAUUCCGGGAGGAACACCAGGCAGAACUGCGGAAAGUAGUUUAGGAGAAAUUCCGAAAAAUAGCCUAAAAGAACCCGCAACGACACCUAAGAUAACCCUGAGAGAAACUACUAUAGAUAUCCUAGGAUACACCCUGAUGAAAAUCCUAUGAUUUUUUUUUAGUGGAAACGCUGGCUUUAUCUAUGAAAGAAAUUCACAUAUCCCUGAGAUAAACUUCAGGCGAAAAUGGAAUCUUGGGAAAAUGCGGGUAGAAAUCCGAAAGUAUCUUCGAAAGGAGUUUAUUCCAAUACUAAGAAAAGAAAAAUUGGAAAGAGAAAAAAAGUUUUGAGAAGCCCUGGAAGGCAUUGCAAGAGGUUUUCCUCAGAGUUCCAGCAAUCCUUGUGGAAGAAUUUCUGGAGAAUUUAUCCGCGUCCACUUAAAGUUAACAGCCUCUUUUCGGAACCUUGAGCUUGCCGGAAAUGCUUAAUGUAGCACUCCACUUGUAUCUUUAGUAUAGAUAUCCAGAUUUUUUCUGUAUUUAACUCGAGAUUUAACUUGCAGUCCACUCUCCAUAGAAAUUAGCAACUUCUACGCGGAAUCACAAGCUACCAGUAACAAUUUCCAACAUAACACGUAAAAGAUUUGUUUUGACUUCUGAAAGUUUUGCACUACACGCAUGUGGUAAACGUUCAUGUUUGAAAGAAAAUGCUACAUGUUUAAAAAAAAUCGUACAAACUAUGUAGUAAACUCUGGCGAUUAUCCUUAUGAGCAGGGAUGGCACUGCCACUGCGCACAGAAAAUGUGCACAGUGCAGUACAUUCUCAUAUUAAAACCGCUCACUCUUGACUCAUGCACUGAGGAGCAUACCAUCUCUGCUCAUGAGUAGAUACUACAAGUAGUAUACUUUGUUAUUCAUACGGCCCAUUGAAUUUGUCCCCUUGGGGUGUAAAUCCGACCCUGCGUAUAUCAAUGUUGCUAGCCAAAAUAUAUUCUAAAAAUCACUCACCUCGUUUAUUGAUGUAACUUCUUUCCCAUAGAGGGUGGAGAGCGUUGGCACCGUGUAACCGUUGAUGAAGUACUGAUUUUGUUAUCGGCAGCUGGUGGGUAAUUCUCCGAUUGAGGACUUCGCAGCUUCUUCAUCACUAGGAAAGUAAGCUGAAGCUAUAUUCAAUAUGUCUAAUGACUGCUGAAUUUUUUUCCUCAUUGAAACGAUGUUUCAUGAAUUUUGUAAUGGGAGUUGCUAGGAUAGCUAUCAUCAUAGAGUAACUUACAUCUUGGUAUUGUAAUGCCCAGCAUCUAUGAUGGUUUCAUUGUUUAGCAAAGCUUUGCAAAAGCUCGCCUGAUGUCUCUCUUGCAUGAUGUAGGAUUGCCUGAACCAAUUUCAAUAUUAGUCGCUGCGGUGACGAUCUGCUUUUUUGUGACUGGCGACCAGUGACUGACUAGCCGGGUGGAUUGUUUCGAGAUUUCUGGGACCUUUGUAUUUCCAGUGAUUCACUGUUGUUCUCGCUUCAUUUCCGUCAAUAUCCGGGAUCAUUUCUGUAGUUCGUUCCUUAGAUUCAGUCUUAGAUGAAUUUGCACAGUUAUUUCCAGUAAUGCAUACCGGGCUUGGUCCAGGAAUUUGUUACUGCUGGGUAAAUUGAGCUGCUACUGCCGCUGUUUUGAAUUCCCGAAUUAACUGCUACUCCUUCUUUAACCUGUCUUCCUGGGACUUCAAGAUUCCAGGGUUUAGUGUUGACUUUUGUAACAGAAACAGGCAGUGUAGACUUGUUGUUUCAUUUUAACUGCUGAUGCUUAUUGUCGCUGGGGUUGUUACGGUUGGUAUCGGCUCGUACCGGUAUUUUUUAUAACCUAAAAACAAGAUGUCAACGUUAUCAAUGGAGAACUCCAAUAGUGAAACACAUUAUUUUCGAUUAAUAAAGUUAAUGAAGUACUAUGAUGGGUUUUGGGUAAAUAUUGCAGUAUUUUCAGUUGUAAGUUUACCUUUCUUCACCCCAUAUCUACAACUGACCCGAUAAUCUCUAAUUAUCACAAUUUUAAAACAUUCAGCUUUCUAAAUUACUCCUUGAAAAGCACUCAAAAUUGUAAAUCACCCGCAGUAAAAGCAGUAGGCACACUCGUGUAGAAGUUCUAUUUGGUGUCAAUCUUUCAAAUCUCGUGUAAUCAUAUGAAAACAAAAACCAAUCCGGAAUGAAAGCAUCCCAAAACAACCACACACAAAAAAACUGACAUUACAAUUCAAAAGCAAUAAUAUUCAUGGAAUGAGCGCAAAAUGAAAGGAAAUCGAGUGGAACACACAACGUGAACGAAAACGUGAAACAAAAAAACGAAAACAAAGAAAGGAAACACAAUAGGAACGGAGAAACGGUAGAUGAAUGUUAGCCACUAUUUAACGGAUAACAUGAGAAACAAGUAGAAACUAAACAGAAACAUGCAAAAAAGUAUAUAAAAUAUAUUUUGUUCAGGGAAUAGGCACGAUAAGCAGAGUAAUAUUUGUGAGAAAACGAAAAAAAAACAAAAGAAGCAAACCACGCCCCUUAUCAUUGUCAUACAGACUGUAAACCACGAGCAAGGAGUAGGAUGAGAAUGGUGUUGCAAAAACCGAUGCAAGGAAAAGGGUUAAAAUCAAGCGUGCGAUUGUUUUAAUGUUAUUUCUUCUGUUUGUUUUAUUUGCAUAUUUUGAGCUGACGUGAACGUAGGUUAAGUUUUAUUGUUUGUUUAUCUAAUUUUAGGCAAAAAUUCUCGUUUACCUCAUGUGAAGAUAACUACAAACACAAAGUCCAUUCGAAGUAAGUUGUAAAAUAAGGUUAAACUAAUUCACUGAAUGGAAAGGGCAUGGGACGAUGGAGGACGCGAAAUGUUCCUAGAGUUGAAAUUGAAGAAUUGAUGAUUACACUGUAAAGGUUUAUUUGGAGGAAAAAAAUGUACUAAUCAGGACACGAUCCAUUGGCACGUCGAAAUUUUGAUCUGAUGCAAAAGCGAUGAUAUUAGUAACCAUUAGGAUUAGUUUUUCGAUUUGGAAGGAAAAAUCUUCAAGCAAAAAAGCAUAUAAUGUAAACAUAAAUUGAUAAUUCCUAAGUUAAGCAAAAUCGUAAAAAAAAACAAUGAAAACACAUGUAAAAUUUUAUGGAGGGGCAAUAGACUUAGUAGUUAAAUCAAUUGCAGAACAAAAAGAAAAGAGCAGAAACUGGAGGAAAUGAUUAUUAAUGAAAAGUUUUAUAGUGAAAACCCAGAGCAAAGCUAGGAGCAGCUCUGCCCGUCUGACGGGAAAUAGAGUUGUGCGAUAUUAUUCGUCUAUAUAGGUUCGCAAAAUUAGUUUGUGGCAGGAUGCAAAGGGAGAGGCGUGAAACUCGAGAAUUUAUGGUGAUGGUCGAAAAUUCUCUUAAGACAAAAAAAAAAACAAGAUUAUUUGGUGUUGUGACUUACUUGAUAAUGGAGAAGCAUUGAUAUACAAUAAAUACACUAUUAUAGCACUAUUGAUACUAAAAAUGAUCACUCAAUGAGAAAAAUAUAGCAAUUCUAACCUAAAACAAAUGAUGACAACUAACGAAUGAUGAACAAGAGAGAAAGGAAGAAAAGAGAUAAAAAUAAACGAAAGCAGAGCGAUAGGAAUAUUCACUGCGAAUGAUUGUGAUAAAAACUGACAAACAAGCGGAAACAAUGUUUGCGAAACGGGAGAUAGGAUAAGUAAUUGGGAGUGCGGCCACUGGAGACUGAUUUAUACGAGGGAACUGCGAAGAAGGAUAUUUUAUGCCAUUCGUGAAGGACAGAGAGCAAAGGGGUCAGACACAUACCCAUACGUCUUAGCGAUAGAGGAAUCACAAAUCACUCACUCACUCACACAUACAUUCUUAAAUUGAGGAGAUAAUCUACUAAUGUAAAAAAAAUCAUCAAAUAAGCGUGGUUCGCUGUUUCCGUAGAAAAGUCGAUUUGACGGUUUCAUCACAAAUUAGCAAACACAAAAACAGUGGCGAAUAAGAACCAGAACAAAACAUAAACAAAUCGUGUCAGAAAAGUUUUAUAUUUUCCGCCCAAAAACUACAAUGUGUUACCAUUCAAUUAAACUUAUAUGUACAUUUUAUAUUCCAUCGAAAGACAAAAACUCUUACAAGAUAACGUAUAUUUUAACUUUGCAUUUAUUGCAUACUUUCUUUUAUAAGGAAGAAUGCAGAAAAUGCAAUAUGUAUUAAACGAAAUCGGUGAGAAAGUAUUUAUAGUCAUUUUAGAAGGAUUCCAGGAGAAUUGUGCGGAACAACAAAAGGUUUAGGUAAAUUUUAAACAAACGAAAACAAACCAUACAUUGUAAUCGCACUAUUACAGCUUUCGAUGUCCAAUUUAUGACUCACAUACAGUCCUAAAACCACGCCCGAAUCACUCAAUCCGAGCGUUAGUUCAAUGUAUUUCAACUUGAAACACAUUCAAACUCUUGAGCCCCAUUUUAUUUGUUCUUUCCAAACAAUCCCUCAGUAGCAAUCACAACCACAGACACACACACAGCUCGACAAACCGGGAAAUCAACCAAGUUACCAAAAGCGGCUAUAUUUGUCGCCAAAGUCCACCAGCAACCAGAAAACUAAUGAACUGUUAAGUUAUUUCAGCCAAGCAAACAAAUAAAAAAGAGUAAAUAAAAAACGAAAAAUGCCUGCCAAUAAAAAUAGAUGAACAAGAAAACCGUACCAAAUAGUGAAAUAUUAAAAACAAACUAUUUUUACAUUAAUGAAGACGGUAAACAUUAGAGCAAAACAACCAAGCAACAAUGCAAAGUGAUAACACUUUUUUCCAACCAACGCUGACGUGUUUUUUGACCGAAUACAAAUACCCAUACACUGUAAUAGCACCAACUUCCGUACAGAUACCAGAACCAGCGAGACAAAAAGAUAAGAUUUUAAAAUCUUCCAACAGUUUAGUUUGAAGUAAUUCAAAAACAUAAAAUUUAUUUUUCGAGAAAAAAACUACGAAACAAAGCAAUGAAAUGAAACGAAGUGCGGAAGAGAUCGGAGAAGGCAAUGUUACCUGAAAGGAGAAAAGAGCGAUUAUAACUAACUGUCUGGAAAACACAAGGAAUGGGUCAAAUGACGCGAAAUUAGCGGAAACGGAGCGUACUUGUACCGAAUGCUAUUGUUGUAUCUACUUUUAAACAGAAUACUUUAUUUUCAAUACUCACUGCUCUCACCGAAAACCUAAACUGAGGAAUAUGAAACAAAAUGAACUGACAGAUUGACAAACACAAACACACACACCAACAAACACCCACUCAAACAGACAAGCACACAACAGCAGUUUACAGUCGGAUAAAUACAAUAAACAAUAAUAUUUUUUGAUACAAGUGUUUUUACAAAACUUUUAAGCAAUCAGAACAGCAAGCAAAGAUCAUACACCGAAACAGCUGGAAAACGUAGCAGCGAGUGCGAACAACAACUACUAGUCGGCAAGACGUGAAGGCAAGCCUCUAGCAUACUAACUCAAGUCCGAGAACAACCACUCAACACAUACACACAGGCAGGCACUCUGAACUGUGUGCGUUAUUGUUUCCGUAUCAUUUUUAUCUUCUUACCACUUGUUUCCAAUCAGACCGUAUAAUUGUAAAUGUCCGGACCGUGGUAGAGAAGUAAAAUUCAAAAUCAUGAAAUUUAUCAGAUUAUAAUUUAAAAAAAAUAAAUAAAGAUGAAGCAAAGAAAAAAACUCCACAUGAUGGGUGAGAAUCAAUUUAGCAAAGCAGUGUAAUUUUUCAAAACAAAAAAAAAAACAACAAAAACAUUGUGGCAUAAAUACCAAUUUGAAGACAAAAUUGUGAAAAUAAUGAAACAAAAAGUAAAACACAACCAGAAAAAAAGCUAUAUUAAAUUGUGUGAAAAAAAUCUUCUUAAUUCUUGUUGUAAUAAAUGUUAUAUUUAUUGAAAAUAAAAAGGAAAAGUAUAAUGAAAAUGUA
Aedes albopictus (Asian tiger mosquito) is the source of this 16578-nucleotide messenger RNA. It is a transcript of the gene mamo, whose product is annotated as protein tramtrack, beta isoform. Gene Ontology annotation, molecular function: protein binding. The transcript is spliced from 8 exons. Gene Ontology annotation, cellular component: nucleus. The record is from RefSeq and is a predicted model, not a curated record. Lineage: Eukaryota; Metazoa; Arthropoda; Insecta; Diptera; Culicidae. Gene Ontology annotation, biological process: regulation of transcription by RNA polymerase II. The coding region runs from base 1868 to 5314 and encodes 1148 amino acids.